AUGGAUUGUUUUCCCGAGGUGCUGGUCAGAGAUCUGGAAAGAUCGAGCUCAGUGUUCAUGGCUAAGAGCAUGACUGCUGGCAUGCCAUCCGCUCCCGUCUGGUUUGCAGAGGACCAGACCACUCAUGGUAUAAUGGGACCAAGUCGAAUCAUUACUUCCCCAUAUCAAUCCGGAUCCGUGCGAGUACAGAAUUUAGGGUCUAUAGAAGAGCGGCAGUCAAUGGUGUCUUUUCUUGAACACCGUGGGCAAGGUGUUGAUGAGAUCGAAUCUGACGAGGAGUCCGAAUCAUUAUCAGAGUCCUCUGAAGCCAUUGAGGUGCCUUCUAUCAAGUUACGCGAGCAGUCCAUUGUCACAACAGCGACAUCUCUCACAUCGGCCAGUGGAAACCCACCAUCGCCCAAGGAUCUCAUGUCACCCACACGAAAUCAAGAAUACAGUUGGAUUGAUGUUGAUUCUGACGAUGAUGAUGAGCCUGAGCCUCAAAGUCGGGAGCAGUUGACCACGCCAGAAGAGACCGCUGCUUUAUCACCACGACCUCCUACACCCCCAAACACCGAGCCUACCUUUGAUAUCACUGUCAUGAUGGAGGCGCCCAAACCUCGGCUUCACAGAGUCUGCUCCUACAUUGACGAGUCUCCCAAACAGAGCAAACACAAAAGACAAUUCUCUGUAAAAUCCAUGGACGCGCCAACAAUUCCCCCCAGAAAAACGUCCCUCACAAGUGCGACGGAUUCAUUGGACACAACUCCUCGGAUCGUAAUACCCAGCUUUGAUUCGCGGAUGGGCCCGGACAGUCAAGGUUACACUAAGCAGUUACCCUCUUACAACCAGCGCUUUCGCGAUGAGACCGACAACAACACAAUCCUUCUCAAAUCAGACUUUGGAUCAAUUGAGCUAGAAAUCGAGGACGAAGACACAUUCAUGGAUCACUGUCCACCUCCCCCACCACUGUCACGACCUGACACAGUUUAUAUCGAACAAACUCCACCUCCAUCACCACUACCCACUGUCGAAUCUUGGCUAGAUGACUCCAGUCCUCCAUGUCUGCCUCAAAUUCCCGUUGACGACUUGGCAAAGGCCGUGCCACUGCCACCUGAUAUUAUUGAAACACUACGAGUCUCAAUUGCUUGCUUCCCAGAAACGAUGCUCUUGUCAUCUAGCUUGACAACAGAAACAAUCCGCGCCUACUCGAAGAAAGUUCGGCAGCCUUCAGUCGACGCUUGGUCUGAGCCAGCCAACGACUCAUCGACACUGCACCCACGAAAGUCAAUUUGGAAGAAGGUUGUCUCACAUGGUCGCGACUCAACUAGCACCAGACGUCAGCGGUUACACUCGUAUGAGAGCAACACACAUUCGGGCGCCGCCGCAUCUCCAGUGCCCUGGGCCUCGCUGCGACAUGUGUUUUCCGGCUGCUCAGAUUACAUCUGUGACGCGCUGUAUGCGCACAUCGUCGCCUACAACUACGUUUCACGAGUUCCCCGCAACCAGCCAUUAGGACAGCGAGCGUCGACCUCGGACUCAAAACAGCAGGGUGAGAACAUCCCCAAGAAGGCUGCAUCGCUUCUAGGCCUAGGCGCAACUCAGCUCAACCCCUCACCUAGUGUUGGUCGGUUCGCCAAGAAGUUCAGUGCUCCCCUGACAGUCAUGGGAUUCGGCAAGGAGGAAACAUCUACAGCAACUGUUCAAGACAAUGCGACACGAAACAUCGAAUCAGGUCUUCUUCGCUGUAUCUCUAGGCUAGUGGCUACAGCCAGGAUGAUCUCUGAAGGAGGUGCUGGGGAGGAGAGAUUAAUGGACACGGAGCCGCCACAGGAGGUCGACAUGAUUUUUGUGAGGAGUAUAUGUGAGAUCGUCAGACUAUCAGAGGAGACAUCAUGA
Fusarium musae is the source of this 1878-nucleotide messenger RNA. RefSeq lists its product as uncharacterized. Lineage: Eukaryota; Fungi; Ascomycota; Sordariomycetes; Hypocreales; Nectriaceae. The transcript has a single exon. The coding region runs from base 1 to 1878 and encodes 625 amino acids. The record is from RefSeq and is a predicted model, not a curated record.